Podospora pseudocomata is the source of this 2565-nucleotide messenger RNA. RefSeq lists its product as uncharacterized. Gene Ontology annotation, molecular function: protein binding. NCBI's taxonomy places the organism in Eukaryota, Fungi, Ascomycota, Sordariomycetes, Sordariales, Podosporaceae. The transcript has a single exon. The record is from RefSeq and is a predicted model, not a curated record. Bases 1 to 2565 code for a protein of 854 amino acids.
AUGAAGCAGGCAAUCCAUUCUUUUUCUUUCCAGAGACUUUGUUCUUGUUUGUUCCUCUCAAGUAGCCACGCCUUCCCGAUGCCUCCUAGAACCCUUUCCCUCGAUCUCGGUCGAACGAGCAACUAUGUUUGCAAAUCAUGUCUCGCCCACUUGCGCCCAGUGACCAACCAACCCCCGCAAUGGCUAGCAAGACAGGCCUCAACGGCCAGAAGCCUUCGAUCCCGAACGAGAAAACCGGCAACCGAACUAAAAGACAAGGACCCUGAUCCCGCCGAGAUCCAGCGAAUGUUGGCCGAGGACUUGUUCAAUGGGUCCGCAGCGCAGUCGAACCUCGAUAUCAAGUACUUCUCAGAAAACAUCAAGACUAGCGAGCGCAAGUCUUUACAGACCAAUGAAGAGUUUAGUGAGGACAGCACCGGGCUUGACCAUGAAGUCCUCACUUCUAUCGAAGAUCUUGAAAGGCGAAUGCUGGACACGUUGAAGUUAAUCAACACGAUGGAAAAGGAGGGAAAGAAGGAAAAGGCUGCCCAGCUCAGGAAACAGUUCAAGACAACAAUUCGAGCACAGUACAAGGGCAAAGUUGGACCCGAGGGUGAGGCAUAUGGAGUGCUUCGUAUUAAAGGAUUUUCCGGUCCAAGAUACAGGGUGGUGGAAGACCUCAACAUCUUUCUCGCACGGGAAAAGGUGUUGGAAAAGGGCGUGCCUUCACACAAGGACCUUGCCGAGUGUUGGAAGUUCUAUUCAUCAGCGCGGAAGACACUUGCCCUAGACUGGGCGAAGGUUCCGCGGGAGGUCUGGGACUUUCUGUUUAUGGUCCUGUCCUUUGACAGCCGUGACAAUCCCAACCGCAUGCAACAUACUUACGUGCUGGCAAAGGAUAUGCAGGCUGCCAAAGUACCCUUGAGCGACUCGCAACAGCUCUUGGCCAUUGAAGCCAUGUUCAUUGAGGGGUGGGAAAUCGAGGCUAUCGAUGCAUGGAAAAAGGCUGUCAUCACGAUUGGGUCAAACAAGGAGACUUUCACGCCUUACUAUGAGCUCGGAGUACGGAUGUGCGCGCUCCACGGAGAUGUUGAACGAGCGCAGCAGGCAGCAGAUACGCUCCUCCGGUCGUCACAUCCACCAAGUCCUCGAAUUAUCAUCCCCAUAGUACGAGCACUGGCAGCCAAAAAGUCAAUGCUCGAUGAAGCAUGGGAACGUUACCAGGAUAUGCGCACGCUUCUUGGAGGCAGCAUGACGAUAGAGGACUACGAUGAAAUCAUUGGCUCGUUCCUGACUGUCGGUGCGGUCGAACAAGGCCUUCAGGCUUUUGUCGACAUGAUGUUCUCCGAGGCGAUCGAUAUUCGGGGAAGGGACCGCUUACCAAUGGUGGUUGGCAACCACUUCUUCACCGGGAAGUGGCUCAAGAGACUUAUAGGAGCGGGCGACCUCGACGGCGCUUACAAAGUGGUAACCUACCUGCAGAAAAAGGGCAUCAUCACAGCGCCUGUCCAACUCAAUGGUCUCAUCGCCGCGUGGAUGAGGUCAGGGGCCGCUGAGAACCUGGAAAAGGCCGACAAAGUGGCAUGGCAGAUGAUCCAAGCCCGCCUGGACUUUGUCGAGCUGCGAAAGCGAGAGUCUAUCGCGAACGGCAACCUCACACUCUACAAUCCCAAACCUAAUGCCAUAAACGAGAAACAAGAACUAAAAAACGAAGUCGAGCCCAAGUGCCUGACAAGGGCAACGGCGGAAACUUUCUCUCUGCUCGCGGAAAAUUACUGCUCUCGCAGGCUUCACGAACGUCUGGAGGAGCUGUUCAGGGUGCUCGACCAAGCAGAGAUUAUGCCAACAACCUUCCUCAUGAACCAGCUCAUCCGCUCGUACUCCCAGGCGAAUGAAACCAAAAAGGCGCUGAACUUGUACAGCAGGUUGGCAGAUGAGAUUGGUGUUCAGCCAGAUGGGCACACGUUCCUGACCAUGUUCAACUCGUUGUCUGUCAACCGGCUUAUUAAGCGCAUUCCCACCUUUACUGAACACGACAUCGCCAGCGCGAGGAAAUUUUUCAAGGAUAUGGUGGAGACCAGGUGGGAAUUCGACACCCCGGAGCUCUUUGGCCAGUUGCCUAGGACGAUCCUGUUCAGCAUGUUCAAAGCCAAGGACUGGGUUGGCGCCAUCGUUGCCUGUCGGGCAAUGAGGCGCAUUUUCGGCUUCCAUCCUACAGACGCUCUUCUUGUCGAGCUGAUGUCAGGUAUUGGCUCCUUGCAGGUCAAGACGAAGAGGAACACGCUCCGUCUGACGGAGGGGGCCCGCAUUAUCGAGAACUUUAAGCACGGUUAUCGGAAAGACCUGAUCAAGCAAGGGCAUCCGGGAGAGGAGAUGACGCCUGAGGAGCUGGUUGAGGAGAAUCAUGCUGUGUUUGAACAGAUUGUUUAUAGGAAAGCCAAGGUGAGGCAGGUCGUGCCGGAGGAUUUGAACAAGUGGGUUGGGGAGGUGUCCAAGGAGAUGGGGGUGUAUGAUAUUGUGGUCAAGGCGGAUCAGGAGGCGAUCAGUGAGUGUAUGAAGUUUGACAAGCAGGCUAUCAUGGGGUAG